AGGGAAACAAAUAGGAACAGCUGGCAUAAGCGGAAAAACCACUAAGCUAACGGCUAGGCCUCCCGUUUUGGCAAAAUAACAGUCGCGGGAAAAGCUGGUAGCGCCUUUUUUUUUUCCUCCCCAGUUCGCUGCUCCACCGUAGGAGGGGGGACGAAGGGGCAGCUUCAUACAGCGGAUGCGUAGGUGCGCGCGAUCGAGAAGAUCACCGUAGAGGAAAUCUGCGGCGAGGCGGGUAACCGUUUGCGGCGCGACAGUGCACAAGUGGGAAUCAGGCUGCUACCGCUUCGCCACCGCCGCUUUACCGCUAGCAUGUCCAUCCUGUGCACGAUCAGCGGGCAGACGCCCGAGGAGCCCGUGGUGAGCAAAACGGGGUACGUCUUCGAAAAGCGGCUCAUCGAAAAGCACAUCCUCAACUACGGCAUAUGCCCGGUGAGCGGAGAGGUGCUAACGCUGCAGGAUUUGUACCCUCUGAAGAAUGAGCAGGUGGUGAAGCCGAGGCCCAUCACGGCGAGCAGCAUCCCAGGGCUGCUAUCCAUCCUGCAGACGGAAUGGGACGCCAUAAUCUCGGAGAUGUUCACCCUCAGGACGCACGUAAACGAUAUUAGAAACCAACUGACGCAUAGUCUGUACCAGUACGACGCAGCAACGAGAGUGAUCGCCAAGCUACUGAAGGAGAAAAAUGAUUACAAAGAGGAAGUAAAAAAACUGAGAAAUCAAAUCUUAAGCAUCAAAAGUGGCAACGAUUUGAACGAAUUUGAAGUAGGGUUAAGUGAGGACCUACUGAAUGAGAUGCAGGAGGUUGCAAAAAAUCUCUUGAUGACCAGGAAGAAGAGGAACAUAGAGCAUGUUAGUUCAGCUGAGCAGUGGAAGGAGGUAACCAAUACGAACGAAUUUGAUGUGCACUCAGCUGCCAUCCCAGGAGUGACUUGUCUGUCCCUAGAUAUUAACGAAUUGAAAUACAGCUACUAUGAUGACCACAAGAACCACAGUUUUUUUUCCGGAGGGAUGGAUGGCAAUGUGUAUUACGUUUCCUUAGAGCAAAGUAAAGUGCUCGCCAAGUUACAAGGGCACUUAAAGAAGGUGACUGCCAUUGUGGCUCACCCGAAGUACUCCCUAUGUAUAUCCGGAGCAAACGAUAAAACAGUCCGCAUAUGGAAAGGGGAUGUAGAGACCAAUGAAUUUGCCACCGCACAUGUUAUAGCAAAACAUAAGGAUCAAAUAACCUCCUUGGCCCUCCACCCAAUGGAAAAUUAUUUUGUGAGCUCUUCUAAAGAUAACGUUUGGAUUUUAAACGACUUGGAGACGUCUAGGAGUAUCAAAAUUUGCAAGGACACCCCUAGUCCGUUCAGACAGCUAGCCAUUCACCCAGAUGGGAUUAUGCUUGGGAUCGGCUGCGAAGAUUCUAACAUUCAUAUUUUUGAUAUGAAAAGCCAGGAGUACAAAGCUUCCCUUAGUGGCCACACGAGUCACGUCAGUUACAUUUCGUUCAGUGAGAAUGGGUACUACUUGGCAUCCUGCUCAAAGGAUAAGACGGUUAAGCUGUGGGACCUAAGAAAGGCACAGUGCUUUCAAACCAUAGAUGUGGAAGAACUCCCCAGGAGCAUCUGCUUCGAUUUCUCUGGGAAGUACCUUUCGCUCGCUGCUGGCAAUGAUGUGCACGUCUUCAACUUCGAGGCCAAGACCAAGGCCGUGCUCGUGAACACCCUCUCGGCGCACACGGACGCCGUCACGCAGACUUGCUUCGGCAGCCGCACGGCCUACCUCCUCUCCAGCUCGAUGGACAAAACGGUCAAGGUGUGGAGUUAG
Messenger RNA from Plasmodium vivax (malaria parasite P. vivax), 1806 nucleotides. RefSeq names its product WD domain, G-beta repeat domain containing protein. Gene Ontology annotation, biological process: mRNA splicing, via spliceosome; DNA repair; protein ubiquitination. The record is from RefSeq and is a predicted model, not a curated record. Gene Ontology annotation, cellular component: Prp19 complex; cytoplasm; U2-type catalytic step 1 spliceosome. The coding region runs from base 310 to 1806 and encodes 498 amino acids. Lineage: Eukaryota; Apicomplexa; Aconoidasida; Haemosporida; Plasmodiidae. Gene Ontology annotation, molecular function: protein binding; ubiquitin protein ligase activity. The transcript has a single exon.